AUGUGGUCGAUUCAAGACCCGAAAGACCCGUGGGCAUGGAGGAAUACGUGGACUGGAGAGAUUCGGAACAGUUAUGAUGAUUUAUGGAUCGUGAUUCCAAUCAUAGUUUUGGUUACCGUAUUCGCAAUGCUUUUCCUUAUUCCGAUUCUUAUUCAUCGCUAUUGUCCGCAUUGUUUUCCGGGAAGGGUGUGGUGUCGUUGGUUUGAGAGUCUACUCUUUGUACUCGGACAGAUCAGUCGGGAAAAAGAGGAGAAACGAAUCGAAAGGAAAAGACCAACGAGAGCUCAUCCGAGAGCCCACUCAGCACCGAAUUUCCAUGAUCAUGUUGAAUACGGUGUUCCACACUCAAUCCCGAUCAAAACUGAGUCACCGCCACAAUAUCAAAGAGGUGAAGCUGGGCAUCCAAACGUACACUCUUAUGCCGAGGCUGAUGUCGGCUACAAUGAGACUGCGACGAUUGCUUUUGAUGUUCAAUUGCGAUGGUCAGAGCAAGUGAAGAAUAGCGAAAGUGAAGAAUAUGAGGAUGUGGCUCGUUUACGAGGGAGAACCGAACUUAAACUGUUCUUUACUUGUGGAGAGAAACCGGGUCUCAUUCGAGCCGGACACCAACAAGCCAAAAUUUUGUCAUGGGUUUCGAUGUUGUCUUCCUCUCCAAAUCGAGUCUAUUCCAAG
This is a messenger RNA of Mesorhabditis belari, 672 nucleotides long. Lineage: Eukaryota; Metazoa; Nematoda; Chromadorea; Rhabditida; Rhabditidae. The record is from the annotation of a GenBank genome assembly.